Oryza brachyantha (malo sina) is the source of this 3747-nucleotide messenger RNA. RefSeq lists its product as uncharacterized. The record is from RefSeq and is a predicted model, not a curated record. Bases 525 to 3236 code for a protein of 903 amino acids. Lineage: Eukaryota; Viridiplantae; Streptophyta; Magnoliopsida; Poales; Poaceae. The transcript has 5 exons.
GAUGUCUCUUCCUCUCCUCGUGCCCCCAAAGCCCCUCUUUCCAUCUCCCGGGCCCCUCCUCCCCAGCCAUUGCUCACUUGCUCUAGAUCCAUCCCCAAUUCUUUUGAGGAAUUUGUUUCUAGCUAGUUGAUCCAUGCCUGUUCUAUGUGUAGGAACUAGGAAGAGGAAUGGCAUGCAUUAGUCAUAUCCUGGGAGCAAGAGUUGGAAUGCUGCCACAGUGCGCUUCUCCUUUCGUUUCUCUAGCAUUUGGCCACAAGCGUAGUUCUUCUGGAGCUGUUGUUGCAAAGGCAUUGCAUUGUUGCAAGUCAUGAAGAAUUUGAUGUGGCAAUUAAUGCCUGUCCGGAGAAAGAUUUGAAGCGACUGGAUUCCAGGAUAUUGUUGCAUUUAUUCGUUCAUAAGAAACGGCAAAGGGAGGGAGAGGGAGAAGGGAAGCACCCAAGAUUCAAGAAGAGCACACUGGCGCUGCACUAGGCUCUGAAAGAUUUGAGUUUGAAAUUUUUGUUCUUGUGUGGAGCGGUGGAGGCAUGAAGAGCGGCAGCUCCGCCGCCGCGCCGGCCGCCGGCGGCAACAGCCUGGCGAUCGCCGAGCGGCAGAAGCCGGCGCCGUCGUGCGUGGCGUCGCUGUUCCAGAUGCUCGCCAAGAGGAAGCUCUUCUCCUCUUCCUCCAAGAAGACCAAGCUGCUCCCCCCAGUUCGCACACAGAAGUUCUCCCCAGGGAGACUACCUGCCGGCGGCGAGAAGACGCCGGCGGCCAAGAUGAGGACUCUCCUGCUUGAUUCUCCGUACAAUCCAAAUGAAGUUACCAGUCGUUUGUCACCGCCUGGCCAAAACAACAGACGCAGUGAAAUGUGCACACCUGGUGUGGUAGCCCAGCUAAUGGGCCUCAGCUCAAUGCCGGCCACCAGCCAUCAUCAGAAGGCAGCCAAAGCCAUUGAUGCCUCCGAGCUUGGUGGUCACCGGAAUGAAUGCUCCUACAGAAGCAUACACAACUCGCAUCAGAAGCCAGGGCAGCUCAGAGAUGGCCGGCAUGACAAUGGCAGUCACUGCAAUGCAGAUGUGCAGCCGUCGUGGUCACGGAAGCAUGCGCACAAGGUAGCAUCACCUAUCAAGAGUCCGAGAUCAAUUUCAGGCAGGAACAAGGCUCGAUUGAUUGAAGCAGCAGUCAAGGUGCUGGAACCUGGUUUACAAUCCAGGCAUCGGAGACAUGCUCGCCUGGAGUAUAGAUGCAAUGACAAUGGCGUGCAAGGUGUUGCUGGAGACAUGCAUAAAUUCUCUGAUCAAUUCUCAAGAGAAAUGUGUGAUGUCGAUGCAUCAAGGUCAGGUGCUCAAGAUGCAGGAGCUACCUCUCUGCACAAAACUACUUCUAAUCAGUGGUCUGAAGAAGAGACAAAGAGGAAUGCUUCUGUUAGGAGGCCAAACCAGAGCAUACCAUGUCAAGCACAAUCUGAAGGAAACCAUAAGGGUCAGAGGAAUGGAUUUAAGGACGAUGCUCAGAGAACAUCCGAUGCAAGUCAAGGUGCCCAAAAAAUGCAGCCAAAGAACAUAUCCCGAGAGAAUGUCGCUUGUAGACCUCUCAAACAGAACAAUCUGAAGCAGAAUGCAUUGCCUGAAACUUAUAGGGCAGCAGAUACAGGGCAUAUGGUCCAAAAGCAGAAACAUAGAGCUGGGGAGCAAAAUGUGGCAAACACAGCCAGUGACUUUGUCUGUUUAAACAGAGCUAUGAACAAUAGUGCAUCUUUGAGAUCAAAAGGAAAAGUAAUGGAUAAAAUUUACGUGCCACAUAGUAGCGCAGAAGAGGAGAAGAACUUGAGCACAAGAUGUCAAAAGACCGGUGGCCUGCAUGGUGAUCGAUCUAAUAAACUGAAGCUAAAGACUGCAACACCGAGAGCUACAGAGAAAGACAUGAUAUUUGCAAAAGGUGCAGGGUUAGUCAGUGAGAAGCCAAAGUCUACCAGUCCAAACUCUGUAAGGAAUGAGUCGCGGAGAAAGGCAGAGUCACGCAUUGCUUCCAGGGGUAACAAUUCGGGCAUCGUCUCCAUCGCUUCUAAUUCACCGAGAAAGGUUGUCUCCAAUUUGCUGAAUGGUCAUAGUAAAGGAUCAGAUAGUGUUAUUCUGGGAUCUCCAACUAGUUCCUGUCCUAAGAGAGACUCUAGUAGCGACUGCCAAAACAUGUCUUCACAAGGAGAAUUGGUCUCGAGGGAAGCUUUACAAGGCAUAUCAACCCUGGAAAGUGCAGAAUCAAUUUGCUUUAAUCGAAAUGAGUUCAGAAACAGAGAUAUUCUGCGCGACAGAGUAACAUCUUCAUUGUUUCAAAAGACAAGUGCAGCUCCUCCAAUGGAAGAGUCUCCAAACGAUGAAUUCCUAAGGCAGUGCCACUUAGUGGACAGUCUGCUUCAGGGCUUCAGAGACCUUCCUAGAAGUGUUGGAUUGCGUGGAACUCACAAAAUGCACGAGGCCACUACAAAAGCUAGCGAUCAAUCUCAUUAUACAGAUGAUGACCACAUUUCUGGGAGCCUUCCCGACACUGCAAGCACUGCAGCAGCAGAAGCUGGAUGGCGAAGCCAGCGUCGAUCGGAGACUUGCACAGUGCAAGAUGCAACCGCCAAAAGACACUCCAGGUGCGCAGAAACUAAAUUUGGCCAGGAUGGAGUGCAACUGUUCGAUCCGGCGUUCCGGAACAGCAGCCCGAAACACCCUGGAGAGGUUGCAGCAACUGUGGAGCUGCUACUAAAAAACGUUGGCCGGCCCACUCAACGGAGAUCAAAAGCGCAUCUCAAGGCGUUCCUCGUCCAGACAUCGGAGUCUGCUCUGACCACCCUGACGGCGAGCUCCAAGGAGAAGACGAAGAAGAAGAACGUCUUCUUCUCCAACGCCGGUGGAGACGGAGGAGGGAGGAGGAGCCCACUGGGAAAGCUCGCGUUCGAUUCCGCCAUGGAGUUGUUGGACACGAUGUUCAUCCAGUUCUGCGACUCGGGCUACAGGUCGUUCACCAGGCUGGCCCUGCUGGGCCCCGAGGAGAGGCUGGCCGCGCAGGUGAGCCGGGAGAUCGCCAGGUGCAGCGCCAUGGCCGGGAAGCCGCUGGACGACGUGAUCGCGAGCGACGUCCAGCACGCGGCGGCGGCCGAGGCCGGCGUGGGCUCGCUGCACGAGGUGUUCCAGAUUGGCGCCCAGAUCGAGCGGGAUUUGCUCCAGGAGCUGGUGGCCGAGAUCGGGGUAGAUGUGUUGAGACGGUUGUGAAUUUCCGUGGCCGAGAUGAAAUAUGUAUAUGUGACAUCCUGAUCAAUUUUGUUUUCCUUUUUUGGCUGUGUGCCACGCGUGUGGAAAGCUUGUGCUUACACGACCGCGGGGGCGCCACGUGACGCCUACACGUGAACACGACAACAGCGGUCGGCCGCAUAUGAGAUGCGAUGCAAUGCAGAUGCAGGUGUUUUACCGUGCUUUCUGUUGGCAUUAGAUCUUUAACUGGAUUGAAGGAGAGAAUCUGAACGACGGGCAUGUUCAACUGUGGAACCUAUAAACUCAAUCUCAAAAAAAAAAGAAAAUAUAUAGUACGGCAUGCCGUCCAGGACACGGGAUAGUUGAAUGACUAUCCGUUAAAUUGCUCCACGUUCUUCCGUCAAACUACUCCACGUCCUUCUAUCCAGAACCGGACGAAUAAAAAACAAACCACAGGUCUGUUUAUCUCUCUCCAUAUUUCUCCCCCGUGUUGACCAGUUGUAUGCGCUUCUCCAUAUUUCUCUCUCAUGUG